Molecule: messenger RNA, 1056 nt
Organism: Desarmillaria tabescens
Lineage: Eukaryota; Fungi; Basidiomycota; Agaricomycetes; Agaricales; Physalacriaceae
Product: putative isomerase YbhE
Exons: 4
Coding region: 1-1056 (351 amino acids)
Molecular function (GO): 6-phosphogluconolactonase activity; protein binding
Source: RefSeq, a predicted model, not a curated record
AUGGUAAAGUUCACCAUCCUCGCCGGCGGCUAUGACGUCUUCAUCACAUCCUACCUCUUCAACUCGGACGCAUCCACUCUAUCACUGACGGGCAAAUACCCAUCUGGUUCUAAUCCUUCUUGGAUAACGUCGCAUCCUACCAACAAAAGCAUCCUAUACGCCACCAACGAAAAUACCGAAGGAGCCGUGCAAUCCUUCACAGUCACAUCAGAUGGCGUACUCUCUGAGCCGGUCAGCACGAUCCCGACAGACGGCGAUAGCCCUGCUUUCGCAGUCGCCCUCUCCACAGGGCAAGUCGCUGCAAUGAACUAUGGGAGUGGCAACGGACGCAUCAUUCCUACAACAAGCACGCCACUAGACUUUGAUAACACCGCAGGCGUGGUAUCGUUCCCCAUCCAAAGCGGAGGUGUAUCUCACCCCCACAUGGCACUGGAGUACGGAAACGAGGUGCUAGUUCCUGAUUUGGGAGGUGACACCGUCUGGCGGCUCAAGGAGAAUGGAUCACCUGGAAACUGGAACAUUUCCGGGUCAAUCACCCAGCCUGCAGGAUCCGGACCGAGGCAUAUAGCAGUUGAAGAUGGUCUGCUAUUUACUCUACACGAACUUGCGUCCACCCUUACGGUCCAGAGGAUCCCUUCCCUUUCCACCAAGACUGCUGCACUUCUCGCUAAUGUCUCCAUCAUACCCCCAGACCCGCCAGCUAACGCGUCUUUCGCCGCCGCUGAGCUUCUUAUUCCUAAAACCUCGAGCAAGUUCCCCGUGCAAUACAUAUACGCGUCGAAUAGGAACGUGGGGCAGAUUGACGAGCGCGGUGAUGCGAUUGCGAUCUUCCGGUACGUCAAAGGGAAGCUGGAGCUCAUCAGACACGUAUACACUGGCUUGGACCAGGUACGCGGAAUGGAGUUUGGUGGCGAGGACUCGGAAUACUUGGUCGCAAGUGGUGUGGCUGGAACUGGUGGUGUUGUGGUGUUCCGUAGGGUCGACGAGGGAAGGAGUCUCAAAGAGGUCGCAAGAAACACUGACAUCCCUACUAGAACAACCUUUGUAUGGCUGUAG